Molecule: messenger RNA, 1286 nt
Organism: Dioscorea cayenensis subsp. rotundata (Guinea yam)
Lineage: Eukaryota; Viridiplantae; Streptophyta; Magnoliopsida; Dioscoreales; Dioscoreaceae
Product: E3 ubiquitin-protein ligase SDIR1-like
Exons: 9
Coding region: 241-1098 (285 amino acids)
Source: RefSeq, a predicted model, not a curated record
UCCCUUCAACUUCGAUCCUUAUCCUUCUUCUCUUUCUUCUAAUCCUUUCCUUUUCUCUCCAUCGAAUCUCUCCCAAAAUGUUAACCAUUUAUUCUUGAUAUCUAUCUCCACUGAAUUAAUUCUCUCUUCCUCGAUUCCUUUCUCAAUUCCUCAAUUGCGGAAUCUAGGGUUUUAAUUCGUUGUGCUGAAAAAGCUUCUUUGAUUGGAUAAAGCGGCUUUUGAUCUGAGAUAUUUGGAACCAUGAGUUUUGUUUUUCGGGGGAGCAGAGGAGAAAUCGAGAGCGGGAUCCCAGAGUUUAUCCCUGGGAGGCGCACUGUACGUUGGCAUCCCGGAGCUCGGCCUGUUAAUUCUAACUCGCUGACUUUUCUUGUGGCUGUCCUGUUGCUGUUUAUGAUACUGAACUCGAAUCAAAUGUCACCCAACUUUUUGCUGUGGUUAGCAUUGGGUGUAUUUUUAAUGGCUACGAGCCUUCGAAUGUAUGCUACAUGCCAGCAACUUCAGGCCCAAGCUCAAGCUCAUGCUGCUGCGGCUAGUGGGUUGCUCGGGCAUACUGAAUUGCGGCUGCACAUGCCGCCAUCCAUAGCUUUUGCAACGAGAGGCCGACUGCAAGGGCUUAGGCUGCAGCUUGCUCUUCUUGAUCGGGAGUUUGAUGAUUUAGAUUAUGAUACAUUAAGAGCAUUAGACUCUGAUAAUAAUCCAGAUGCUCCUUCUAUGAGCGAGGAAGAGAUUAACGCCCUUCCUGUUCAUAUAUACAAAUCUCAAUCAAAUCAAGGCUCCGCGUCUGGACCGAAAUUUAAUGGAUCAUCAUUGCAGCAAGCAUCAUCGUCCUCUGGUGUAGUUACUGAGAAGAAGCAAGACAAUGUCAAAUCAGAGGAAAAUACAAAAGCUCUAGGUGAUGAGCUGACAUGCAGUGUUUGCUUGGAACAAGUCAAUGUGGGUGAGUUAGUAAGAAGCUUGCCAUGCUUCCAUCAGUUCCACUGCAACUGUAUAGAUCCUUGGUUGCGGCAACAAGGAACAUGCCCUAUCUACAAAUAUAGAGUGAGUUCUGGAUGGCAGGAAACCGGUGAAGGGGAACUCGAUGCCUCCUACAUGGUUUGAAGAAAAAAAAAAUAACCUUGCUCUUAGGAAUGUCGAUAUCGAUUCCUUCUUAUACCUCAUAAACUGUACUUGACAUAUACAAAGAAACUUCCGCUGUUGACAUCAAUGAACUCAACAUUGCAUUGACUUUAUCUUCUUUUCAUCAAAGAUUUUGAAGGCCUAGUCCAGUCAAUUGUUUGUUGAUGUUU